UGAACUAUUCUCAGACGUAGCGUAAUCGAAAUUUAAAUAUGGGCUGUGCGCAGGGGAGAAAAAUGCGGGGUGCUGAGGCUUACUGCUUUGUUGACCUCUCUCCCUCGACGCUCCGUGCCGGUAGUCGGAGGCUCUGCUCGCUUCUUCUACGCGGCCAGACAACCAUCGACCACCCUCCAACCUUAGUCUUCUUCUCCAGACCUGCCCCGGAACCCCGCACCGCCGACAUGAACCUUGAUCUCGACCUUCUCACAUAUAACUUCUUCUCGUCGCACUUUUCUCCGGCGGAAUCUAAAUUUGCUCGCCCCACCUCGCCUCACCCCACAUCAGCCUGCAUUCUACCCUUUCCCCACACUACGCUUCCCCGCAUAAUCAUCCUAUCUUCCUCUUCCUCCUUCGCCAACCAACAUGAAGUCUCAAGAGAAAUCCCAAGACACCGUCCCUUCCAUUCGCAAAGCCGUCCCCGAAGACAAACCAGCCGAUGACUUUGUCGAAGAUCGCGGCGUUCUCACCAGCGAGGAAGCCAUCUAUGACCCCAUCGAAGACAAGUUUGGUGGUCCGUUCAUGUGGCUUAUUACCACCAGCGCUGCAGUCGGAGGACUUUUAUUCGGAUACGAUCUUGCAAUUAUCUCGGGAGUGCUCCUCAUGGUUGGAACCGAUCUAGAUGGCAAGUCGCUGUCGUCCAACAACCAGGAGCUCUUGACCUCUAUCACCUCUGGAGGCGCCUUUAUCGGCGCUUUGAUUGCUGGAUACCUUCUCGAUCGCAAAGGACGACGAUUUGUCAUCGGAUUCGGCGCCAUCUUCUUCACCGCCGGCAGUAUCAUUCAAGCGAGCUCAUUCACUCUUGCUCAGAUGACCGUCGGUCGCUUAGUCGUCGGCCUUGGAAUUGGUGAAGCUGCCAUGGUUGCUCCUAUCUACAUCGCCGAGAUCUCCCCUGCUCGUAUCCGAGGCCGCAUGGUUACCAUCGACGCGCUCGCAAUCACCUUCGGUCAGGUGUUUGCAAACGUUCUCAACAUUGCCUUUGAACAUGUUACCAACGGAUGGAGAUACUCAGUCGGCAUCGGUGCUGUUCCAUCUCUGGCCCUCCUGGCCUUGUGCUUCGUCGUUCCUGAGACACCAAGAUAUCUGAUUCGAAAGAACAGAAUCGAGGAAGCCAACCGCGUCACGGCCAAGAUCUACAUCCACGCUACAGCAGAGGAGAUUGCCACAAAGUCUGAACUUAUCCGUCAACAGUUUGAGCUUGAGGCCGAAUUGCUGGACAUGACUCUCCGCCAGCAGCUGCACACUCUUUACCAUGACAGUGCCAACGUCGCUGCUCUCCUCGUCGCCUGUGGUCUGAUGGGUAUCCAGCAGUUUGCCGGCUCAAACACGCUGAUCUACUACGCACCCACCCUCUUUGCUCUCUGCGGCUUCAAGAACGCCAUCGCCGUCUCUAUCGUUGUCACCGGUGCGAACUUCCUCUUCGGUCUCUUCUCCCUUCGUUAUCUUGAUGCAGUUGGCCGUCGCCGAUUUCUCAUCUACACCAUGUGGGGAAUGCCAAUUGCCCUUGUCGUCGCCGCCGUCGCUAUUCAUUUCAUUCCGAUCAAUUCUGAUUUGACUGUCACAAACGCAGAUAUGACAUGGGCGGGUGUGGUCGUCUUGGUCUGCAUCAUUUUGUUUAUCGCGUUCUAUUCUUCGGCUCUGGGCAACAUCGCAUGGCUUGGAAACGAGCUUUUCCCUAUGGAGGUCCGCUCUCUUGGAACUAUGAUGGUCACUCUUACAUGCUGGGGAAGCAACAUCGUUGUAUCCUCGACUUAUCUUUCGAUGAUGAAAACGCUUACUCCCUCUGGAACAUUUGGUUUCUAUGCCGGUAUCAAUGUCAUCAGCUGGAUCGUUGUGAUUUUGUGUUAUCCUGAGGUCUCGGGCUUGACUCUUGAGGAGAUCAAGGGCGUUUUCCGUCGUGGAUUUGGUCCAAAGAGUGUCACUUAUAGUAUGCAGCUUCAGAAGGAGCGCAACGCUGCCAACAAGGAGCGUCAGCAAACGAUGGAUGCAGCGAAUGAAAAAGCGAAGGAGUUGGAAAGUGAGAGUCAGGCAUGAACGGCAAUUGGGAGCUUGGUGUUUUUUACUAUGAAUAUUAUUUAUGUGCACAAUGUAUUGGCAGUUAUGGCUUAAAACAGUAGAGGAAAUAAAAAUAGUAUAGCAGUGCACAACAAUGCCUUUGUUGCUUCUGUCUUCACGACCAUCCAUACAUAACCCAGCAGACGCUUCAAUAUAUUAGACCUACACGAGUCCACUAAUCUGUUUUGCAUUCAUCAGUGAUCAGCGCUGAAUCAUAUCUUAGUUCACCAUAAUCAGAUGCAGUCAACUCUCGAAGAGGACAAAAUUACGUAACGCCGGUCUAGUAGCUGGUGUGAGCAGACUGCUUGAGGACAAUAGGAUUGUCAAACCGCCACGAAAGGACUCGAGCCACAACGGGCAGCUCUAUAUGAGAAGAGUGACACUGAUGAAAGCCUGUGCAAAGUAUAUUGAGCUUAACAA
Molecule: messenger RNA, 2517 nt
Organism: Myxozyma melibiosi
Lineage: Eukaryota; Fungi; Ascomycota; Lipomycetes; Lipomycetales; Lipomycetaceae
Product: general substrate transporter
Exons: 1
Coding region: 409-2076 (555 amino acids)
Biological process (GO): myo-inositol import across plasma membrane
Cellular component (GO): membrane
Molecular function (GO): myo-inositol:proton symporter activity
Source: RefSeq, a predicted model, not a curated record